AUGCUGCAAAUGAAAAGCCUACCGCUUGACUCGAGAAAUGUUAUAUACAUAACAAUUCAAAUUCGCAAAUUGGUAAUCGAUCCCGAAUAUCACAUAAAACAGCUUCCUAAACUUUCAAAAGAAGAAAAAAACGUACCUGUGCGCGUCUACGACUCACUCGACGCCAUUAUAUCUGGAGGUAUAGAAAUCCAUGGGCAGAGGCUCGUAGCUAUAUCACGUCGACCAGCAAACAUUGAACCUGUACACGAGGAAUAUAAGUUCAUUGCUUACCGCGAUUAUACCACGAUCUCCUUAAAAGAUGCAGUGCAAAUAUCAAUACAGAUUGCGCUUGAAUGUCACGAACUGAGAAAUGUCAAAGUGAUCGAGAUCGUUGAAGACGAUGACAAAAUUCAGCAGGAGGAUCUAGUUACUCCAAUUGUCUACGAAGUUCUAAGCAACUUGCCGUUAGUGCAACCUAAUCUCACGUUGGUUGCGACGGAAAAUAGAUGCGACAGUUCCUUGUUACCUCAAAAUCUAUCAAUCAUACAACCUAACAAAGCAUUUAAAGAUGAUACGUUCUUGAUGGCCGUUGGUGUCGGAAUAUUAACGAAGGGUGCACGCACAUUACUGUCCAAUGUAAUAGCUGAAGGCUUUCUGUUUACCCAGGAGGAUCUCAAUGUCACAUACGAUAACGAGCUUCUGCAAAAGUGCAAUUUGAAUAUCAUUUUGGAGAAACGCACAGAACGGGAGUCUGUGUUGCUCUUAAGAAAGGUGCAAAAUGUCAUAACCAGACGAGAAGUCGUGCAUAUAAAUAAUUACGAGUUCUCGUGGAUCGAAAAGCUAAAAUCUGUGAUGGACGCUGACGACGAGACGAAUUCAAGAAUAACACUCGUUGCUGAAGGUGACUCUGAGUGCGGUGUUUUAGGAUUUGUAAAUUGUUUGCGAAAGGAACCAGGCAACGAAACAGUUAGAUGUGUCUUCAUUCAAGAUAAAAACGCGCCCAAGUUCUCCUUGCAAGAACCUUUCUAUAUGAAUCAGCUGGCGAUUCAUGAUGAUAUUAAUACUAUACGCUGGGUCGAAAGACGGAUAUCUCCCAAAGUCAAGCAUGAAAGUGUCAUCCAUACAACUUAUGCGACACUGAAUUUUAGAGAUAUUAUGAUAGCAACUGAUAAAUUGACGUUGGAAUCUUUUCAAAAGAUUAAACGUGAUAUCGAUUCUUUCUUAGGCUUAGAGGUCGUUGGUUAUGAUAGAUCUGGACAGAGAAUAAUGGCAAUAUGCUCUAACAGAGGCAUAUCAAAUGUUUUAAUGAACGACCCAAUUUUAUCCUGGAUUAUACCCGAUGAAUGGACAUUCGAGGACGCUGCCACAGUUCCAUGUGUUUAUGCUGUAUGCUGCUACGCUCUCUAUGAGAAAGGAAAGAUGAAGAAAGGAGACAAAGUUCUUAUUCAUUCCGGCAUCAGCAGUGUCGGUCAAGCCGCGAUUCAUCUCGCACUUUACGAGGGAUGCGAAGUAUUUACGACAGUCAGGACUUUGGAGAAACGACAAUUCAUUAGAGAUACAUUCCCUUCGAUUCUUGACGAUCAUAUCGGCAAUUCUCGUGACACAAGUUUCGAACAAAUGAUCUUUCAGCAGACAUACGGUCAGGAGGUGGAUAUUGUGUUAAAUUCCUUAGCUGAGGAGAAGCUUCUGGCAUCUAUUCGCUGCUUGGCGAAAGGUGGUCGAUUCUUGGAAAUAGGAAAACAUGACUUGAUUGCCGAUAAUAUCCUGGACAUAAUGGUUUUUGCAAAAAGCAUCAGUUUUCACGCGGUUAUGUUGGACAACAUAAUAAAUUCCAUUACAGAAAAUAUCAUAUAUAAUAAAAUUAUAUAUGAUUAUAUCUCGCAAGGUAUGAAAAGCACCUCAAUAAAACCACUCCCGAGGAAAGUUUUUGAAAAGUCCGAAGUAGAGGUUGCUUUCAAGUACAUGGCAGCUGGUAAACACAUAGGAAAGAUCCUGAUAAAAAUAUAUGACGAAAACAAGCCAUUAGGUUUUUCUAUUUUAGCUUAUCCACAAUUUUUCUGCAAGUAUCACAUGUCUUAUAUAAUUUUGGGCGGCUUAGGCGGCUUCGGUUUAGAAUUAGCCGAUUGGCUGAUUCUUCACGGAGCAAAGAAUCUUCUUCUAACUUCACGGACCGGAUUGCGAAACGGUUACCAGCGCUCAAAGAUAGAACUAUGGAAAUCCUACGGGGUGAAUGUGCAAAUUGUCGCGGGUGCUGAUGCCUCCGAUCACAAGGACUGUGCAUUCAUCUUGAAUUCUGCCGCUGAAAUGGGACCGGUGGACGCUAUAUUUAAUCUUGCUGUGGUGAUGAAAGAUUCUCUCUUUAAGAAUCAGACCGCUGAAUCCUUUGAAGUAGCAUUCAAACCGAAAGCAAUGGCAACGAAGACGAUGGACAAGCUGUCUAGGAAGAUGUGCCCUGAUCUGCAGCAUUUCGUCGUUUUCUCGUCCUUCUCGUGCGGUCGAGGAUUCGCCGGAAUAUCUAAUUAUGGUAUGGCCAAUUCUAUCAUAGAGAGAAUGCGUGAGAGGAGAAUACAAAACGGAUUACCUAGAAUGGCUAUUCAAUGGGGUUCGGUGGACGAUGCUCACUGA
This is a messenger RNA of Harpegnathos saltator (Jerdon's jumping ant), 2604 nucleotides long. RefSeq names its product fatty acid synthase. NCBI's taxonomy places the organism in Eukaryota, Metazoa, Arthropoda, Insecta, Hymenoptera, Formicidae. The coding region runs from base 1 to 2604 and encodes 867 amino acids. The record is from RefSeq and is a predicted model, not a curated record. Gene Ontology annotation, molecular function: fatty acid synthase activity; oxidoreductase activity. Gene Ontology annotation, biological process: fatty acid biosynthetic process. The transcript has 6 exons.